GUGAGCUCGCGUUCAGCUGUCAAAGUACUUAACAAGUGUGAGACUGAGUAUUUUAAAAAUAUUAUGUGCAGUGAAUUAUUGUGAAUCGAUCGUAUAGUACAUUUUCAUGAGAAAUUAAACAGUAAUAUCGAUUUUAUUAUUGUUGUUUAGACUAAAGUAACUAUGGGGGUUUUACCGUACAAAUAUUUGUGAUACGUCAAAACAAAAAUCAAAAUAAAUACUAAAUUUCCUUACUGUGAAUGUAACAAGACAUUUUCAUAAAUAAAUCACUGAUUUAAUCGAUCUGAAUAGUUUAAUAACAUCGACGUGGACGUUAGAGCUUUAUAGAAUAGAUUUCAAAAUGUCUAAAGUGUCUUUAAGCAAUAUUCCAUCAAAUCCAAGAAUAAAUCGCCUGCGUACAUUUUCUAGGACCGAAAGUGAAACAUCAUGCGAGGAAGCAGCGAGAUUGACAGCAGAUGGAGCUGAUGAUGAUGACGAGGCUUAUGACUAUCGAGAACUCCCACCACCGCCGGACGGUGGAUAUGGCUGGGUCGUGGUGUUCGCCUCGUUCAUGUGCAAUCUGGUGGUGGACGGCAUCGCCUACACAUUUGGGAUAUUCCUCUCAGAACUGGUCACGUUCUACGGCGAGGGUAAAGGGACGGUGGCUUGGGUUGGAAGUCUUUUGUCUGGAGUAUAUUUAGCAGCUGGUCCUGUUGUGUCAGCAUUAUGUAAUAAAUAUGGAUGCAGAGCUGUCUGCGUGGCUGGUUCCUUCGUAGCAACGAUAGCAUUUGUCCUCUCCACCUUCAGUCAGAGUGUCACCAUGAUGAUGCUCACCUAUGGUGUAUUGGGAGGGAUCGGUUUUGGUAUGAUCUACCUACCUUCGGUGGUGGCAGUGGGCUACUACUUCGAAUCACGACGUUCCCUGGCCACUGGCAUCGCAGUGUGUGGUUCAGGAGUCGGCACAUUCAGUUUUGCACCUUUAGCCACCAUACUUCUUCAAGAGUUCGGAUCAUGGCAGAGCGCGAACCUUCUGCUGGCGGGUUUAAUCCUAAAUUGCGCGAUUUUCGGAGCCCUGAUGAGGCCACUCGUGUAUCCAAAGUCCUCGGGCGAGAAGCCGCUCCUCCAGCGGAUGGCCGAAGAGAAGAGGAUGCAGAUGGAGCGAGGUUCCAUAGGAGGAUCCUACUUCGUGGUGCAAUUGCCUGAUGGGACUAUGGAGAAGCGGAUGAAGGCCCCGCUAAACAUAGACCCGGGCGUCCACUCGUCGUUAAACCUGGAAGCGCUCGCCCGAGUGCCCACUCUGCCCAACAUGCCCAACGUGCCGACUGUGCCUACUUUGCCCACCAUCACCGAAGCUCGAGUGACGCCUGACGAGGUCAAGGAGAAAAAGGGUGAGAAUGGGGCAACCCCGAACUCGCAAGCCAUAUCUCGGAAUGUGUCGUCCCCGGCCUUCAGUGCGCAGGCGCCGGGUCUGCCCAAGAACGGGUCCGUGCCGUUCUUCGACAGGCAACGGAAACAGAGCACCGGCGAUAGGUCAGACAAUGAUAGAUUUAAACCGUCAUUAGCUGCAAUCAAAGCAACGUCCAAAACGUCUAUUGCGAGUCAUCUAAGGGCUGACGAUUCGGAAGGCGUGUACAACUCGAAGUUGUCAGUGGCCGCUCCCAAAGAGCCCUCGAGGAUGGUCCGGCCCAUGUCCAGGAAGGACAUAUUCUAUUCCGGAUCAGUUCUCAACCUGCCUCAGUACCAGAGCCAGAAGUCCCUCCAAGGGUACAGGAACUCUGUGCUCAGUCUACCCCAGAGCAGGCAGACCGGGGACUUGGAGAGACAGGAACAAUACGACCUGUGUCCCUGCCUGGGCCUGCCCGCGUCAUUCAAGUCGGCCCUGUCCUCGAUGCUGGACGUGAGCCUGCUGCGCGACCCCGCCUUCAUGAUGAUCGGCGUCUCCAACGUGUUCGGCAUGGCCGGCCUCUACGUGCCCUUCGUCUACAUCGUGGACGCUGCCGUCAUGAAUAAAGUGGACGAGUCGAAGGCGUCCUUCCUCCUUUCCAUAAUCGGGAUAACGAACACGUUCGGGCGGAUAAUGUGCGGGUGGGUGGCCGACUUCCCCUGGAUGGACUCUCUCUUGCUCAACAACAUCUGCCUGGUCAUCGCUACGAUAUCAGUAGCGGUGAUCCCCUUCUGUACGACGUACGCGGCCUACGUGGCGGUGGCUAUCGCCUUCGGACUCGCUAUUUCCGGCUACAUCUCCCUAACCUCGAUAAUCCUGGUGGACCUGCUGGGCCUGGACAAACUGACGAACGCCUUCGGCCUGCUGAUCCUGUUCCGAGGAGCGGCAGCCAUCGUCGGCUCCCCUCUGGCCGGGGCCGUGUACGACGCGACCAAGAACUACGAUGCCUCCUUCUACAUGGCUGCCGUUUUCUUUUUGGCCUCCACGCUCACUUCCUUCGCCGCCCCCAUGUUCAGAAGGAAACAAGAGGAGGCCGCCCAGCCGCUGGACGUCCUGACUCCUAUCGACGAGGACAUGGAGGAGGACGAGGACCCCGACGACACGCCCAUCACAAUGGGAGCCCUUCACCGGCCCACCAUCACGCGCACCGCGGCCUCACCCUCCGACCCGCCGACUCCCGAAAAGAAUCCCCCUCGAGGGGAGCAGAGGGAGAGCGUGCUCUAACCGAAGGCCAGUCCGUGUACGGAACGUGUGUACGUUAAGCGUACGAGCGUACACUGUUAAAGGGGUAAUUGCGACUUUGCUCACGUCCAUUUUCAAUUUUUACGGAUACGACCCGAUAAUCAAUUCUAAAAAUAUUCAAAUUGUCAAAACAAAUAUAGAAAAAUCUUCAAAUAGAGAGAGUUACAGAUAAUAGCAAUAAGUGAGGAAUUGAUUUUAUAUCGUGUUUUAGAUAGCAACACUACGACUAAGUUUGCCAGAUUGAAAAAUUUACUUACGGUACUGUUUGAUUUAUUUAUUUUUACCGUUUUGGUAUUUUAUUCGUUAGACUAAAAAUCAUUUACGUUUUGUAUUUUAAAACUGAAAAUUUAUAUAUAAAAAUAUUUUAACUUUGGUAACCCCGUGGCGAAAGUUUUAGUGAGGUUAUCGUUCAAAGCUAGGUAUAUAUAUACAGAUAUUUUAAUAAUUUUAUCUACUUUUGAUGAUGAAUUUAACAUAUUGUCUUUAAAAUAAUUCUUAUUUCCGUAAACAUACCCGAGCUCUGGAUCGUGUUUUCGGUUUUUCAUACAAAGUGCUUCGCUCCAACUCACGUUAACACAUAAACCGUACUGACGUAUCCGUUUUACGUUACCGACACGUUGACGUAUCCGUUUUACGUUACCGACACGUUGACGUAUCCGUUUUACGUUACCGACACGUUGACGUAUCCGUUUUACGUUACCGACACGUUGACGUAUCCGUUUUACGUUACCGACACGUUGACGUAUCCGUUUUACGUUACCGACACGUUGACGUAUCCGUUUUGUCGCGAACCUUUGUUAUAAUAAAUUUAAUCUCUUAAUUUCUCUAUGAAUUUACGAGAUAGAGCUCGACAGUGCCAUAGAUAUUUGAAAUUGCCUUAGAUAAUAAAUUCACAAUGAAACGGUACUUAUAAUAAGUACUUAGACAAAUGUAAAUACAAUGUACAUACACGUUUGCACAUAGAAGUAGCUAGGAUUCUAUUCCAGAACUUAAUUCAUGAUUCACUGUCAUCUGUCAGACGUCCUUUGGCCACGAAGUGCGAACUGUCAUAUGUCAGCUGUCAAACUGUUAAAGUAAUAAAAAAAUACGAAAGUUUCACGUUUAAAUAAUAAUAAUAAAGCCAAUUUAAUUCCAUAUUAAAAAUGACAAGUUAUUUUCAUUACUGCGUGUUUUGCAGUACGCCUGUGUAAAGGCCCCGAAUUUUCUAUUUGGAUCUGUUCUUAGCUUCCUCCAUUAUAUAUAAUUAUAACUUGAACGUAGGCUUUUCCAAAUCAAAACUUAAUAACCAAAAAUAACCUCAAAAUGGCGGCGAUGCGCAAAAUUAAACAAAUCUAAAGGCCAUAAAAUCCAACAUUCUAAAUCUAAAACAUCCUUUGUCUGUGGUUCGCACUUACGUUGUAUAAUUUAGUUUAUGGAGUUUGACAUUUGUGACAGGAGCGAGUUAUCUUUUGGAAUAUAACCUAAAAUUUAUCAAUAGUAAUUUGUGGUCAAGAUUCAAUAGUAGCUAAAGCGUCAAAUCAAUAUCUUGCAAAACUCAUUUGACUUUUGAAACAUUCAACCAAAAAUAUUCGCCAAAUCUGCUCGUCCAGUAUUCAGAUUGUCCGACUAAACCUAUAAGGAUGAAAUUUUAUGCCUUGUGUACGUUCGAUAUGCUCAAAUGGAUGCAUCUAACAGGUGUUUGGAUGCAUUUUGUAUAGAUAACUUAAGAUGGGCAAUUACGGAACGAAUACGUCUGGUAUUUCGUUCGUACGAACUGUAUGAAAAGAUAUUCGUACUAAACUAGUUUUCGUGCUUAUACCACAGACUAGUAGAAGGUUAAGAUGAACUUAACUUUCAUUAUGAUUUAUGUAACCCUCUUCAUAAAAGUGUCGCUUUGUCUCUGUCUGUCAAAUUAUGUUAUCGCUGUGAUGAAACGGGACAGAGUACUUCAAUACAGUGCAAUUGGAUUGUAUGUCUAUCUCUGUCUGUCAAAUUGUGUUAUCGCUGUGAUAAAAAGAGACAGAGCACUUCAAUACAGUGCAAUUGGAUUGUAUGUCUAUCUCUGUCUGUCAAAUUGUGUUAACGCUGUGAUCAAAAGAGACAGAGCACUUCAAUACAGUGCAAUUGGAUUGUAUGUCUAUCUCUGUCUGUCAAAUUGUGUUAACGCUGUGAUAAAAAGAGACAGAGCACUUCAAUACAGUGCAAUUGGAUUGUAUGUCUAUCUCUGUCUGUCAAAUUGUGUUAACGCUGUGAUCAAAAGGGACAGAGCACUUCAGUACAGUGCAACUGGAUUGUAUGUUUAUCUCUGUCUGUCAAAUUGUGUUAAUGCUGUGAUCAAAAGAGACAGAGCACUUCAGAACAGUGCAACUGGAUUGUAUGUCUAUCUCUGUCUGUCAAACUGUGUUAACGCUGUGAUCAAAAGGGACAGAGCUCUCCAGAACAGUGCAGUAUUGGAUGACCAAAGGGGGUUAUUGUCGAAGUCUAGGGCUUGCUAUCCUUGAUUUUUCGAUGCUUUUACCAUUGCGAACAAUCAUGUAUAUAUGUCAAUUUCGUUGGAAACCAAAAAAAUGUGUACACACGUAAUUUUACGGAGAUGAAAUAUAUAUUUUUGGUCACGUAUUAUGUCGAAAGUACAUAAUUUAGCUUUAAGUGUAGAUAGGCUAUUGUGAUAAUGACGCAAUGUUAAUAAUUUCUUCACUUUCGUGUAAUUGUGUAUUAGCAUGUCCCGAGAUGUCGAGUUUACUCUUGUUAUAGCUUUAUGAAACCAAAAGUGUUAUUAUGUUUUAAGAUUUAAAAAUGUUUAGGGAAUAUUGUUGACGUUUUCCUGAAGGGAUCGAAAUCGAGACAAAUUCAUAAUUAGUAGUCACGUUUCAAGGCUUAAAUAGAUUUAAACCAAAUUGGCGGCUGAACAUGCUCGCCGAGUAAGUGGAGCUCUUGUAGACAUCGGUUUCUGGAGUCUUAAAGGUCUCUCCUCAAAGGUCUGCAAUUGAACCGACCUCUCGACGAGUGUGUAACCGCCCUUUUAUUCAGUAUUGGCUCAAAGUAUUGUUUUCUAUUAAGCUAUUGACACUAGGUUCAUAAAAUAUUUUGUCCCACAUUUUAUAUAAAAUUAAUUAUUAUAUAUAUAUGUAAAUAAUUAUUUUUCUAAUUUAUUAAUAUAUAUUUGUAUGAUUUUAAUUAAAAUAUUUUUGGACAAGUGUGAAUUCAGCUUAAUGCUUAUCGGUUAUGAAACUGCGCCGUGCUAUUGUCGAUGUCCACCGAAUGUUUUGUAAAUAACCGACUCAUUAAAUGAUAAUGAUGACUGA
Messenger RNA from Pieris brassicae (large cabbage white), 5949 nucleotides. Its product is annotated as monocarboxylate transporter 3. The transcript is spliced from 14 exons. The coding region runs from base 341 to 2647 and encodes 768 amino acids. Gene Ontology annotation, molecular function: monocarboxylic acid transmembrane transporter activity. Lineage: Eukaryota; Metazoa; Arthropoda; Insecta; Lepidoptera; Pieridae. The record is from RefSeq and is a predicted model, not a curated record. Gene Ontology annotation, biological process: monocarboxylic acid transport; transmembrane transport.